Molecule: messenger RNA, 1033 nt
Organism: Dermacentor andersoni
Lineage: Eukaryota; Metazoa; Arthropoda; Arachnida; Ixodida; Ixodidae
Source: RefSeq, a predicted model, not a curated record
UGUGUCGCUGGCACGUCGAGACUUUUAGGUUUGGUUGCACGUUAGCACAGCUGCUGCGAAAGUUCACCAGUACAGGACAAUGAGGACGUCACUGGUGGUGGUCUCUGUAGUCGUUAUUAUGGGUGUGUUUGCCGAGCUGACUGCCGCAAUGAUUACGACGGACCCCGCUUGCCAUCGCAUACGGACAAAGGUGGACAAAGUGCGCCGAUACUGCGUCUACCUGUGCCACACGCCUGAAGGAAACAUACGGAUGGGACUGGAGGAAGACGGCACUCCUUGCAGGUCCUUGAUCCACGAAGGCGUCUGUCGGCGGGGAAGGUGCCGCAUGAUUCAACACAAGAAGGCCUCCUCUCCCAAACACGACGGUGGUGUCACCGAGGAAAGUCCGUAGUCGCCAUUCUACCACAAGAGCCUCGAGCGACCCGUGAGAGCCGACGUUUCGACCACGGAUGAUAUGUUACCUACUCUACUCGAGCAAUGAGCUCGAAUGCAUCUGCGCGGUGACGGGAACCGAUACGUGAAGCAGCAGGCAGCCUUCAUCACAUGGAUUUGAACUCGGUGAACUGCUCUUCCGUGAAGCGGCAUUCCACUAUUAUAACCAGCAGUAUUCGUAACAAGGACCUUUAGCUAAAUGGUUAAUACCUGACAAGGGUAACAGUAGCUUAAAAACGGGUAGUGCCACUGUAGGAAUCGAUGGACAAGAGAGUUAGACGCAGCACUAUGUCCGGUUAAGUGCCGUACAAGACUGCAAUUUCUGGUAAAUUGGGAAUGAUUAAGUCCAGGUGGACUAUUUUACCUAGAACUCUCAAGUUAGGAAAUGAGAGGGUGUAUGAUGAUGAUCAAAUCCACGGUAAUUCCAAGUGCGAAGAACAACGAAAUGUUCCAGAAAAUGUCACUAUUUUCUUUUCGUUAAUUUGCUUCCGAAUUGAUUAAUCGCAAGGGCGUAAUUUAUUGUGUACAUUGCUUGGCAAAUAUUAUGCGUUUUUUGUGGUGAUGUCGCGUAAUCGAAAUGGUGCACCUAAUAAAGACAUUU